Molecule: messenger RNA, 3603 nt
Organism: Spodoptera littoralis (African cotton leafworm)
Lineage: Eukaryota; Metazoa; Arthropoda; Insecta; Lepidoptera; Noctuidae
Source: the annotation of a GenBank genome assembly
AUGCAGAUUUUAAAAGCACGUUUCGCUCUAAGAGCGACUGCUUCACAGUUCCAAGCAUGGAGCUCAGCAAAAGGCCGUACUGCAUCUUCGGAUGCGAAGACAGUGGAAUACAAGCCAAUCAGAAGUGUUCUGGUGGCGAACAGAGGAGAGAUUGCUAUUCGUGUGUUCCGAGCAUGUACCGAGCUGGGCAUCCGUUCCGUCGCCAUUUACAGCGAACAGGACAAACUGCAGAUGCACAGACAAAAAGCCGACGAGUCGUACAUGGUCGGCAAGGGUCUACCACCAGUAGAGGCAUACCUCAGCAUCCCCGAAAUCAUCAGAGUCGCCAAGGAAAAUGACGUAGAUGCUGUGCAUCCCGGUUAUGGACUGUUGUCUGAAAGGUCAGACUUCGCUCAGGCGAUCCUUGACGCUGGUCUCCGAUUCAUUGGACCUUCCCCAUUCGUGGUGCAGCAGAUGGGUGACAAAGUCGCCGCUAGGAAAGCAGCUAUUGAUGCCAAGGUACCAAUCGUCCCUGGUACUGACGGCCCGGUGACCACAAAGGAAGAGGCCAUGGAAUUCUGCAAACAACAUGGUCUUCCUGUUAUAUUCAAGGCUGCGUACGGUGGUGGUGGCCGUGGUAUGCGAGUGGUGAAGGAGAUGAGUGAAGUGGCCUCGUCCUUCGAGCGAGCCUCGUCCGAGGCGCUGGGAGCCUUCGGCAACGGAUCCAUGUUCAUUGAACGCUUCAUUGAAAGACCACGGCAUAUUGAAGUGCAGCUUUUAGGUGAUAAGGCCGGCAACGUAGUUCACCUGUACGAGCGAGACUGUUCCGUACAGAGGAGACAUCAGAAGGUCGUCGAGAUCGCACCCGCCCCCGGAUUGGACCCUGAGACCAGGAAGAAGAUGACAGACUGUGCCGUUCACCUGGCGAGAUCUGUCGGCUAUGAGAAUGCUGGUACUGUGGAGUUCCUACUCGAUGACAAAGGCAAUUUCUACUUCAUUGAAGUCAAUGCCAGGUUACAAGUAGAACACACAAUAACAGAAGAGGUAACUGGCAUAGAUUUAGUACAAUCCCAGAUCAGGGUGGCUGAAGGAAUGACUUUACCUGAAAUGGGACUCACCCAGGACAAGAUUGAUGCUCAAGGAUUCGCCAUUCAAUGCAGAGUUACUACUGAAGAUCCAGCUAACAACUUCCAGCCUAGUACAGGAAGAAUUGAAGUUUUCAGGUCUGGUGAGGGUAUGGGUAUCCGUCUGGACUCCGCUUCAACAUACGCUGGUGCUGUUAUCUCUCCGUACUACGACUCUCUACUAGUUAAGGUAAUCUCCCACGCGCACGACCUUCCAUCAUCAGCCGCUAAGAUGAACCGCGCACUGAGAGAGUUCCGUAUCCGAGGUGUCAAGACCAACAUUCCAUUCUUACUCAACGUACUUGAGAACCAGAAGUUCUUGAAUGGAGCCCUAGACACAUACUUCAUUGACGAGAACCCUCAGCUGUUCAUGUUCAAGGCCUCGCAGAACAGAGCUCAGAAGAUCCUCAAUUACCUCGGACAAGUCCUAGUCAACGGACCAGCCACUCCUUUAGCCACUAAAAUACCGCCAGCAGUCGUCAAACCAUACAUUCCAACGGUACCACUGGACCUAUCCCCUGAGGCUAUUAAAAGACAAGAACUAACAGGGGAAAACACAGCUGUUCAACCACCAAAGGGUUACAAACAGAUUUUGAACGAGGGAGGUCCAGAGGCCUUUGCAAAGGCAGUCAGGCAGAACAAGGGUCUACUUCUCAUGGACACCACGUACAGAGAUGCCCAUCAGUCCCUGUUAGCGACCCGAGUCAGGACCCAUGAUCUCUUGGCUGUGUCACCAUACGUCGCCCAUAACUUUAGCAACCUGUACUCGCUUGAGAACUGGGGUGGUGCUACUUUCGAUGUGGCUUUGAGGUUCCUGCACGAGUGUCCAUGGGAGCGUCUCCGCGACAUGCGUCAGUUGAUCCCCAACAUCCCCUUCCAGAUGUUGUUGCGAGGCGCCAACGCCGUCGGAUACACCAACUAUCCAGACAACGUCGUCUACAAAUUCUGUGAUAUGGCCGUUAAAAAUGGCAUGGACAUCUUCAGAGUGUUCGACUCUUUGAACUACCUUCCAAACUUGAUCCUUGGUAUGGAAGCAGCGGGUAAAGCAGGUGGAGUGGUCGAGGCCGCCAUCUCCUACACUGGCGAUGUGUCAGACCCCAACAAGAAGAAAUACGACCUCAAGUAUUACCUCAACUUGGCUGACGAGCUCGUGAAGGCUGGUACCCAUGUGUUGGCUAUCAAGGAUAUGGCUGGAUUACUCAAGCCUCAGGCUGCUAAGUUGUUGAUCGGCGCCAUCCGCGACAAGCACCCCGACGUGCCUCUCCACGUGCACACGCACGACACGUCGGGCGCGGGCGUGGCCGCCAUGCUGGCGUGCGCGGCCGCCGGGGCCGACGUCGUCGAUGUCGCCGUCGACUCCAUGUCCGGCCUCACCAGCCAGCCCAGCAUGGGCGCAAUCGUCGCCUCGCUGCAAGGAACUAAACUCGAUACCAACAUCGCCCUCCAAACUGUAUCAGAGUACUCAGCAUACUGGGAACAAGCCCGCACUCUGUACGGUCCGUUCGAGGCCACAGCUACAAUGAAGUCAGGCAACGCUGACGUGUACCUGAAUGAGAUUCCUGGAGGACAGUACACCAACUUGCAGUUCCAGGCCUUCUCUCUUGGUCUGGGCAGCCAGUUUGAAGAGGUUAAGAAGGCUUACAGGGAAGCUAACCUGCUCCUGGGUGAUAUUAUCAAGGUCACUCCAUCUUCCAAGGUCGUGGGAGACUUGGCUCAGUUUAUGGUGCAGAACAAGCUCACAGCGAAAGAGAUUGAAGAGAAAGCCGAGGAACUAUCCUUCCCCAAGUCCGUCGUGGAGUAUCUGCAAGGAGCCAUCGGUAUUCCUCAUGGAGGAUUCCCUGAGCCACUUAGGUCUAAAGUACUAAAGGACAUGCCAAGGAUCGCAGACAGGCCCGGCAAGGAACUUGCUCCUCUGGACUUCGACAAAUUGAAGGCUGACCUCAAAGAAACGUAUCCCGAGGUGACAGACUUAGACGUAAUGUCAGCCGCCAUGUAUCCUCAAGUGGCGAACGACUUCUUCCGUAUCCGCGACAAGUAUGGACCUGUCAAGCAUUUGGACACCAAGACCUUCUUGGUUGGACCUAGCGUUGGAGAAACGAUAGAAGUCAAGAUCGAGCGUGGAAAGACGUUAGAUAUCAAGACCGUGGCUGUGUCUGAUGAGAUGACGGCGGCUGGAGAGAGGGAGGUCUUCUUUGAACUGAACGGACAACUCAGAUCUGUGUUCAUUAGGGACGAGAAUGCUAGCAAGGAAAUGAAAAUCCACCCGAAGGCCAUCAAAGGUGACAAGAACCAGGUCGGAGCCCCCAUGCCAGGAACAGUACUCACAAUCAAGGUAAAAGAAGGCGACAAAGUUGAGAAAGGUCAGCCAAUCGCCGUCCUCUCAGCUAUGAAGAUGGAAAUGAUCGUCCAAGCGCCCAAAGCCGGCACCGUCUCCUCAGUAGCCAUCACCAACGGACAGAAACUAGAAGGAGACGACCUAAUCUGCACCAUCCAGGAUUAA